AUGUUCGCCAAACUUCCACAAACCCUAACGGCACCAUUUGGAUUAUUGACCGACGAGGCGAAGCUAGCGUUUCGCAGUCGCCCUCAGGGAAUUUCUAAGCUGUAUACAACGAGGCAUAUAGCCGAAACUGACAGCUACUGGGACCAGUACUUUGCCCUCUUUGACACGCCCUCUGAUGUCUUUUCCCUCAUAUCAACUCAUGACAUUCGUAGAGCUCUCCUUGACUCGCCAGAAAAUGUAGCGACUCUCAUCAGAGUUGUGACGUCUCGUCUGUUCAAUCUCGUGUCUGACCACACCUUCCCAUCCGCACCACCAGCAUCUAUGGCGUCAUAUGCCACUUCCUUCAUGAAGACCUCGAGCACAGAGCGUAACGCAACGAAGGAGGUCCUUAACAGUCUGCGAGUCCUGCAAAGGGUGCUGCCUGUUGUGUUUGAGGUUGAGGGAGAGUCUAACGCAUUUGAGCUCGAGGUGUUGUGGAAGAAGGUUGAAGUCGACGACGAAAUUGUACCCACUGCUCCGGAACAGGCACCUCAGUUCGUCAUUGAAGAUGAUGAUGACGGGAGUGAGAGUGGUCAUGACUCCGACACGCAAUCACAGACUCCUCAACCAAAACGGACGAAAACCUUGCCUUCGCUAGGAGAAAAGUUAUUUACUUGCGUCAACGAUCUCCUGUUUUGUUGCGGUUUCAGUCUCCCAACGAAGAUACAAGUGGAUCAUUACAAAAUCAAUUAUGUUAUAUGGGAGAAGGGUAUAGGCUCGACGACUGACCCUGGACCAAAUCAUGCAUAUGACUCCAAUAAAACUGAGGUUUUACGGCUUCUCCUGGUCCUUUUAUCACGUCAGAUAUACAUUCCGCCUGCCGCUCUCUUCACGCAUCCUUCAUUUUACACUCUGCAUGUGGUUCGAAAAACUCCCCGACGCGACGUCUUGACAUUACUUUGCUCCUUGCUAAACACCGUGAUAAACUCCGCCACGACCAACAACAUGACCAUUGCCAGUGUAGCCGGAAAGGUCCCUUACAAUCACCUAGUUUUCAAGGGCGAGGAUUCCAGGACAGCACUUGUAGGCAUGUGCCUGCAAGUUUUGUGUGUUGUAUUGGAUUUCCAGAGUGGUCCGGCCAGAGACAUCGUUUCAGAUUCUGGGGACGCCGCUACUUCAUCAUCCCCGACUACACAAACAAAUGCCUUCCGUUAUUUUUUGGCGAAAUUGGAUUUCGCUUUUAUCUUGAGCGGCAUCAUUGCCAUUCUAGAGCAGCAGCUAGCUAUAUCAAACAAUCUACUCCCUGGAUCCAGGAAGUCGGUUCCUUAUGUGCCUGAGACUAUCGUUUUGUUCUGGAAGGUCAUCGAGCUCAACAAGAAAUUCCGUGCUUACCUGCUGGACUCAGAUAAGGCAGUUGAUGUCCUUGCAUAUCUUCUGUGCUAUUCACUCGAGAUCAAAGAUAAGCCACAGCAACACGGACUUUGCAGAGCGCUCUCAUACAUCAUUCAGACGCUAUCGGCUGAGUCCGCGUUCGGCAAUAAGCUCUCGUCACCAAUAAAUAUACAGAUACCGACAAAAUGGAUAUCUCAGGGGGCAUCGCAUGGGACCGCUGGAGAUUUCAUGAUUACUUCAAUAUACUCCAUCAUUGCAACUACUUCAGGCUCCCUCAAUUCCAUAUACCCGGCACUUAUCAUCGCGCUCGCGAAUGCGGCUCCAUAUUUUAAAAACCUGUCUGUUGUUGCAUCUAAUCGUCUGCUUCAGCUCUUCACUUCGUUCUCGAACCCUCUAUUCCUUCUAUCCGACGAGAGCCACCCAAGACUUCUAUUUCUUAUGCUCGAGGUCUUCAACUCGGUAAUAUUCCAUCACCUUUCCGAUAACCCCAAUCUUCUGUAUGCAGUCAUCACCGCACAAAAAACUUUCGAAGAACUAGGGACAUUCACUCUUGCCCGCGGACUUCGAGAGAUCCAGCGUGUACAGCGGAUCAAGGAAGAGCAAGCAAGCAAGGCGGAACGCGACCGAAAGGACGGCCCACAGCAGGAGCGCGCGUCUGUGGAGAGUGCACACCAGGAGAAAUUACGCCUUCUCAAGAACGAGAGCGACCCUGCCUUCACCAUUGCUUUGGAUAUCGAGUCUACUUCGUUUUCUGGUGAGGACCUUGAAGCUGGUCGGGGUGGGCAUGAACAAACAGAGACCCGCCCGCUCACGUCUUCACCUUCGGAGAAUAGCCCAACAACAAGUACCGGGACUAUAACAGCUGCGUCAGAAAAGGCGAGAGGCAAGAUGAAGGCUCGGCGGUCGAUGUCGUUGGACACAAUUAAUGGAGAUCGCAUGGCUGCGGCUGGCGUUGGUAGGAAUGGGUUUUUACCCACCCAAGAAUGGGUUACGUCUUGGCAACAAGGGCUACCCUUGGAUACUGUGAUGCUGGUCAUAUCAGAGCUCCUGCCAAAGAUUCAGAAUCUGCAAGCUGGCAGACAGAAGGCCAACUCAGCCGGCGCUAUCACUGAUUUCUUGCAAAGCGUGACAUUGACUGAUGUUCUGCCUCCUGCACCAGCGUUAUAUCCCAGACGAUUUGUGUGGUCGGAUGCAUCAAUUGUCUGGUUGACGUCGCUCAUAUGGGGAGGUGUUUAUUACGACUCUUUUUUUGUGAAGCACACGCAAACACAACAGCGGCAAAUCACGGACACGAUGUCAAGCGUCGUUGGAGGGCUGUUCUCACCCACCAGACAAAGACCCGAGCGUUCGUCCAAUCAGUGA
Messenger RNA from Suillus subalutaceus, 2733 nucleotides. RefSeq names its product high-temperature-induced dauer-formation protein-domain-containing protein. The transcript has 15 exons. Lineage: Eukaryota; Fungi; Basidiomycota; Agaricomycetes; Boletales; Suillaceae. Gene Ontology annotation, cellular component: membrane; Golgi trans cisterna; Golgi medial cisterna. The coding region runs from base 1 to 2733 and encodes 910 amino acids. The record is from RefSeq and is a predicted model, not a curated record.